This is a messenger RNA of Boeremia exigua, 2004 nucleotides long. RefSeq names its product proline oxidase-like protein. The transcript is spliced from 2 exons. The record is from RefSeq and is a predicted model, not a curated record. Gene Ontology annotation, cellular component: mitochondrion. Gene Ontology annotation, molecular function: FAD binding; proline dehydrogenase activity. NCBI's taxonomy places the organism in Eukaryota, Fungi, Ascomycota, Dothideomycetes, Pleosporales, Didymellaceae. Bases 350 to 1774 code for a protein of 474 amino acids.
CGCGCUUCGCUUGUCCAGGAACAGCACAGCCAUUGGCCAAUCACAAAAGCUCCGUUCGCAGGCCGAUACGGCCUGUGCGUGGUACUCCGUCUGGAGCAGUAUGGGGCAGCUUGGUACCAUCCGACGCUGGCCGAGCGCACCGCGCAACAUCGUGGGCGUUCCAUGGAUGACCCUGAGUGCGCCAUGGAAGUAUAUAUGCCGUCAAGGACGUUUGACGGUCACAGGACCAUCGAACCGCUCUCGAUUGAAUAUUUGAAGACGUCGAUUCAUAAAGUCGCCGCCAACUCCACCACCACACAUAACACCAAUAUAUCAACCUUCCAUCGAAAUUAAUCAUACAACAUCCAGAAUGGGCUCCCGCUUCCAGCAGGCCCAGCGCCUUCAGCGCCUCGCGCUCGCACCCACACCCAGAACUCUGGCCCGAUAUGUUCACCAAAGCUCCCGCCACAACACUGCUAUCCAAAGCACGUCAUCCACAUCAACUCCGGCCCAGCUGCUGUCCACAAAGACAUACCGUCAAGGAUCGACACCGAAGUCGGUUCUCGCCCGCCUGCCGACUUCUUCAGUCGCCCGUUCAUAUUUGAUCACUGCCAUGUCCUCGUCACCGGCUCUCCUCGGCCUCACAUUCACCGUGCUGCGCAAGAUGCUCGACUCGAAGAACUACCUUAUGGACGUUGAGCGUAACCCCCUCAUCAGAGCAGUACUGAAGAGCACAUUCUACGCCCAGUUCUGCGCUGGUGACAAGGCUCACGAGGUCAAGCCCAAUCUCGCCGCGGCAAGGUCAGUGCUCGGCUACGACGGCGUCAUUAUUGAGUACGCGCUGGAAGUUCUUGGAGGAAGUGAGCCCACCGCCGCCGAGACAGCCGCCGAGAUCGAAGUCUGGCGCAAGGGCAUGAUGAAGAGCGUCGAAAUGGCCAGUGAGGGCGACUUCAUCGGUCUUAAAUGGUCCGGUCUCGGUCGCCACGCUCUCCACCUCCUGCAGACCCAGCAACCCGCUACUCCUGAGAUGUGGGCCGCCAUCACCGAAGCCUGUGACGCCGCCGCCGCAAAGGGCGUAUGCCUCCUCCCUGGCGCUGAAGAGGAACUCACCAACAUCGGCCUCGAGCAGUGGACAAUCGCCCUGCAAGAAAAAUACAACACCCACGAAUACGGCCGCGCCCUCAUCUACACAACCUACCAGUGCUACCUGCGCGCAGUCCCCGCCCGCAUCGCCGCCCACCUCGAGCGCGCCGCCACCCACAACUACAUCGCCGGCGUCAAACUCGUCCGCGGCGCAUACCUCACCUCCGAGCCCGCCGGCGUCUGCUUCGACACCAAGGAAGGCACAGACGCAUGCUACGACGCCUGCGCCGCCACCGUCCUGCGCCGCCAAUGGUCGCCCUCCAUCGCCCCGACCAACCCCUCCGCCGCCUUCCCAGCCGUCAACAUCGUCCUCGCAACACACAACCUCGCGUCCCUGCAAUCCGCAAAGGCCAUCCGCGCAGCCCAGCUGCUCGCCGCGCCCGCACACACGCUGCCGCGCCUCGCGUACGCGCAGCUGCAGGGCAUGGCCGACGAGAUCAGCCAGAGCCUCGUGCAGGACCCCACCGUGCAGGCAGAUGAGAAUGCACAGGUGGUGAAGCUGCUGGCGUGGGGCACGAUGACGGAGUGCCUCAACUUCCUGAUUCGCCGGGCUGCGGAGAACAAGGAGGCGAGUUUCCGCACCGACGACACGAGGCGCGCGAUGGGCGCGGAGUUGGGGAGGCGCCUGAGGGGGUUCUUUGGUCUGGCGUGAGAGAGUGAAGGAGAAAAGGUGUUGGGUUGCAUAGCAUGGCGUUUUGUGGCGUUUUGAGCGAGUCGUUUAGCGGCAUCUUGGGGGUUGUUUGACCUCGUGGCUUGGGCAUUUAACAGUCUUGAGACUGGAUGUUUAUCCCGAAAUGAAUGAUAAUAUGACCAUCAAACUGCCUGUAUGGAUUGUGUUCAACUUGAAUUUCAUGGCUUUGAGUACGGCUGAUGGGUACCCAC